Cuscuta campestris is the source of this 772-nucleotide messenger RNA. The record is from the annotation of a GenBank genome assembly. Lineage: Eukaryota; Viridiplantae; Streptophyta; Magnoliopsida; Solanales; Convolvulaceae.
CCGGAUGUCCUCCAUAUACUCCAUACCCCCCCCCCUCCAAAAAAAAUUCACUCCACCCCAAAAAUAAAAUUUCUCUCUCUUUCUCUAGGUUUCCCCCUUAUCCCACCCGCUGCUUCGCCGUCCAUGCGCCUCGCAGCAUCAUAGCAUGGGGUUGUCUUCAUCGCGUCGUCCCUGCGCCUCGCAGCAUCAUACCCCUAGCGGGACUUUUAAUCCUUUCUGAUCUGAAUCUUUCGGAUCUUGAAUUCAUCAUGAAUUAAUCCGGUUGAAGCAUCAACGUUCAUUUUCAUAGAACUCUCGUCACUGUGAGCUCUUCAAAUAGAGCAACCUGCAAACGCAAUCAGCCAAUCAAUCCAAUGGGUCGGUUCGAUGAAGAUUUGAAGUUCAGUAGCCACAAAUGAACAAAAUGCAAAGGAAUAUAUCAAGUGUAGCCCGCGCAUGCGUACUUUCACUAGGGAAUCCCACUACCCAGACUUGCCUUUUGAUAGGGCAAAAGCACCGAAAAGGACAGGAUUCAUUGAUUCAGUGAUGAAGGCUAAACUAGGAAAUAACCCUAAUAUCUAUCUUUGGAGAAGCCAUUGGGAGACCCAAUCUGUGAUCAAGAAUGGAUAUACAUGGAAAAUUGGCACAUGCAUAAAUCGAUCUUUGGAGGGGUCCCUGGCUGUUGAAUAUACAUAGCCCUCAUAUCUCUUCUCAAGCACUGUUUUUGUGCAAUUCUGCAAGGUUUCUAGGAUAUGAAGAGAAUUAGCUCCUUCAAUCAAAUAGGCCAGGACCU